AUGGCGUACAUUUUGAUGGUCGAGACCAAAGAGAAAAAAAGGAUCAGCGAGUCGCGAGCGAUUCCACCAUUUCGAUGUGAAGAAAUAGCCCGAAAUCAAUUAUCCAAAGAAUGGAAGAGUUGGAAAUCUUCACUGGAAGUAUAUUUCGAAGCGUUUGAUGUAGUUGACCAACGGAAGAUGAAAGCACUUCUUUUGCAUUUUGGUGGAAGACAGUUACAAAAAGUUUUCGGAAAUCUACCUGAUGUAGACAAAAUUCCUUUGGUUGCGACUAAGGUGAACUGGUACGAUUUGGCCAUUAGCAAGUUGGACGAUUUUUUCGAGCCUGGUAGGCAAUACAUCUUGGAACGCUGUCGACUGCGGAAGAUGAAACAGGCGAAAAACGAAAGAUUUUCACAUUUUAUGAUGCGCAUUCGUCAGCAGCUCGCUGAUUGUGGCUUGGAGAAAUUUUCCACGGAAGUAAGGGAAAUAUUGACCGAAAUAUUCCUUACAGAUGCUAUAGUCGAGGGAUGCGAAUCUGAAGAACUCAGACGUCGCAUUCUUCAAAAGGAUAGAUCGCUUGCCGAGCUGGAAGAGCUAGGUGCAAUGAUGGAGGGCGUAGAACAGCAAAUGAAGGACAUAAGCUCGUUGAAUCCAAAUGAAAGCAAUAUAGAAAAGGUUUUUAAAGUGGAAUCUAGAUUCGUAAGAAAAUCAACAACAUCAGGUCGUGCGCAGCGAAAACUGGAAAAGAAACCAUAUGAUGCACGGAAAAUGAGAUGCUUCAGUUGCGGAAUAGAUGGUCACAUUUCUUCAUCAUUGCAGUGUAAAGCUCGCGAUCAAAAGUGCAGAAAAUGUGACAAGAGGGGGCAUUUCGAGGCUGUGUGUGGAAAACGAUAUUUCAACAAGCGGGAUGUUAAUUUCAAACACCAAGAAGGAAAAAUUCGAUUGAUAACUGAAAUUAAAGACGAGUUUGAUGAUAAAGCAGAAGAAAUUGUUGCGGAAGACGCUGAGAAUGUUCCAGAGAAAAAGAGCAAAACAUAUUAUUGUUUUUACUCUGGAAACGAAACAAAUCUCAUUGAAUGCGUGGUAGGCGAUGUCCCUUUGAAGUUGCUGAUUGAUUCAGGCUCUGAUGCUAAUUUGAUACCGUUAAAAGUCUGGGAGGAAAUGAAGCAGGCGCAAGUAAACGUGGCGAACAUGAUCAAAGGAGGACAACAGACUUUGAGAGGAUAUGGGAACACGAAGCCUCUUCAAAUAGUUGGGACGUUUCAGGCUAACAUAACUUGUGGAAAUCAAACGGUCUCAGCUAAAUUUUUUGUUGUUGGUGAAGGACAAUGUUGCUUGUUGGGCGACACAACGGCCAAAGCUCUGGGAGUUUUGAGAGUCGGAUUAAACAUAAACCAGGUCGAGGAUAAGUUUUUACCGUUUGGUAAAAUUCGUGACAUGCAGGUUCAAAUUCAUAUGAAUCCUGAAUACAAACCGGUCUUUCAACCUGUACGUAGAGUGCCGAUACCAUAUGAGUCUGCUGUAAAUGAGAAGAUUGAGCAGUUAUUGGCUCGAGAUAUCAUUGAGAUUAAAACUGGACCAACAUCUUGGGUUUCGCCACUAGUUGUGGUGGGAAAAGCGAAUGGUGAGCCAAGGAUUUGCCUCGAUUUGCGUAGGGUAAAUGAGGCUGUGCUUCGUGAACGAUAUCCUAUGCCAAAUGUGGAAGAACUAUUAGCUAGAAUUGGUAAAGGAGCAAUCCGUAGUAAGCUAGACAUUAAAGAUGCUUUCCUGCAAACUGAGUUGGCCCCAGAAUCUCGAGACGUCACGACGUUCAUAACACACAAAGGGCUGUUUCGGUUUAAAAGACUGCCGAUGGGUCUGGUGUCCUCCCCCGAAAUUUUCCAAAAAGUUAUGGAAGAGAUUCUCUCUGGCUGCGAAGGAACGUUCUGUUACAUAGACGACAUAUACAUUGAAGGGUCAACUCGUGCAGAACAUGAUAAACGACUUCAAGUCGUCAUGUCGCGCCUGAAAGAUCGAGGAGUAGUUCUCAACCAUGAAAAAUGCCAAAUCGGCGUAGCCGAGAUUGAGUUUUUGGGACACGUCAUUACAGCCCAGGGUAUUAAACCUUCUGUUAGUAAAGUGGAUGCCAUCAAAUCUUUCCGCCGGCCAGAGAACGUUUCGGAAUUGAAAAGCUUUCUUGGCCUGGCAAAUUAUUUGAACAAAUUCAUUCCAAAUCUUGCCAAAAUUGAUGAACCCCUUCGUCAUCUCUUGUUGUCGUCCAGUAAAUUUGAAUGGAAGGAACCGCAGCAAACUGCAUUUGAUGCUAUCAAAGUUGCCCUGGCAGUUGACACGAUUUUGGGACACUUUAAUGUUGAUGAUCAAACGUCAGUCAUAUCGGAUGCUAGCCCAUCGGCCCUUGGAGCUAUUCUUUUUCAAACGGACACAACCGGAGAGUCUCGAGUAAUAAGCUUCGCUUCUAAAUCACUAACGACCACUGAGAAGAAGUAUUGCCAAACGGAAAAGGAAGCGCUGUCGUUAGUAUGGUCGGUCGAAAGAUUUCAAAUGUAUUUGUUGGGCUCAAAAUUCGAUCUUAUCACUGACUGUAAAGCUUUGGUUUAUCUUUUCACUCCACGGUCUAGACCCUGCGCUAGAAUAGAGCGUUGGGUUCUCCGACUACAGGCUUUUGAGUACACAGUUAAGCACUGGCCUGGUGAGAAAAACAUAGCUGAUGUAUUAUCUCGACUCUCAACACUGAAAGCAGAACCGUUUGAUAUGUCUGAGGAACUGUUUGUAAACGAAAUAGCUCUUGCUGCAGCAUCGACUGCUGCGAUCCGUUGGGAAGAAAUUCAAAGGGUUUCUAAGGCAGACAAUGAAAUUCAAACGGUUAUUCAAUGUCUACGCAACAACCGUCUCCAUGAUUUGCCGGUGGUUUAUCGCAUUGUCGGAAGAGAAUUGUGCGCGAUUGAACAUGUAGUUCUGCGGGGUGACCGUAUAGUAGUCCCAGGUAAUCUGAGGGAGCAAGUAUUAUCUUUAGCUCAUGAAGGUCAUCUCGGUUCACGAUUGAUGAAAAGCCAUCUUCGCACAUCAGUAUGGUGGCCAAAAAUGGACCAAGACGUGGAGACGUUUGUGAAGCGAUGUUAUGGCUGUACGUUAGUAUCUGCUCCAGAAGCUCCAGAGCCUAUGGCGCGUCGAGAGAUGCCGAACGGACCGUGGGAAGACGUAGCCAUCGAUUUUCUGGGUCCGCUCCCAGACGGACAAUUUCUGCUAGUAGUGAUUGACUAUUACAGCAGAUAUUUUGAGAUCUGUGAAAUGGAUUCUAUAACGGCGGAGUGCACAAUAUUUCAACUGAUGCAGAUUUUUAGUAGAUUUGGAAUACCACUCACAUUGACCGCUGACAACGCACCACAAUUGAGUGAAGAUUGUGAGGCGUUUUCAAAGUUUUGUAAAGAUCAAGGCAUUAAGCUACUUAAUACCAUUCCAUAUUGGCCCCAAAUGAAUGGCGAAGUGGAACGCCAAAACAGGACCAUAUUGAAACGACUCAAAAUUGCGCAGGAGCUGGGCCAAGACUGGAAGAUGGAACUGCAGAAAUUCUUGUUGGCAUACCGUAGUACUCCACACUCGACAACAGGGCGGUCACCUGCUGAAUUGUUAUUUGGGAGGAAAAUAAGAUCUAAAAUUCCACAAUUGAUGCCAACAUAUGUAGGUGACGAAGAAACCAAAGAACGUGAUCAAAUACAAAAAGAGUUAGGUCGUGAAUAUGCAGAUAAGAAAAGAAGAGCUACUCCGAGUUCAAUUGUUGUAGGGGACAAGGUAUUGAUUAAAAGGCAAAAGAAAGAUAAUAAACUAAGUGGUGAUUUUGUAAACGAAGAAUACAUAGUACAGGAAAAACAUGGAGGGGAUGUUAUAGUUAAAUCGUCAGUUUCUGAUAGGAUAUAUCGUAGGAACGUUGCUCACUUGAAAAAACUAUGGGCUCCUCAAGAAAAUGAAAAGUUAAGUAUCUCUUCUGAAGAUAGGACAACAGAGCCUACUAAUGAGAACUCGAAAAACGAUGAAACGGGCACUCAUAGAGUAGGUGAGAAACGUAUUCGUAAAGAACCUAAAUGGCUUGAAAAUUAUAUACCCCAUUAG
Uranotaenia lowii is the source of this 4086-nucleotide messenger RNA. RefSeq lists its product as uncharacterized. The coding region runs from base 1 to 4086 and encodes 1361 amino acids. Gene Ontology annotation, biological process: DNA integration; proteolysis. Lineage: Eukaryota; Metazoa; Arthropoda; Insecta; Diptera; Culicidae. Gene Ontology annotation, molecular function: nucleic acid binding; aspartic-type endopeptidase activity; zinc ion binding. The transcript has 3 exons. The record is from RefSeq and is a predicted model, not a curated record.